Molecule: messenger RNA, 6740 nt
Organism: Protobothrops mucrosquamatus (brown spotted pit viper)
Lineage: Eukaryota; Metazoa; Chordata; Lepidosauria; Squamata; Viperidae
Gene: PHLDB2
Product: pleckstrin homology like domain family B member 2
Exons: 20
Coding region: 167-4147 (1326 amino acids)
Biological process (GO): regulation of microtubule cytoskeleton organization
Cellular component (GO): basal cortex
Source: RefSeq, a predicted model, not a curated record
UCCGGCUCGGAAGGAAAGGCUCCGCUUAAGCAAGUGACGGGAAACGCGUUUCUGGAGUGGCUGGGGAGAGAAGGAUGCACAACAAGCUCGAGGACGAAGAGGUUCCAGAAUUUAUUUGUUUUCAUCUAAUUUGGCUGUAAUAAUCCCUCUUUUGGCGAAUAGCAACAUGAUGUCAAAUAGAAAUAAUCUUGCUUACCACAGUCUUGGAACAGAUUCCAACAAGAUGUUGGAAGAAUAUGGCCAUAUGCAAAACCAGGUGGAAUUACAAAAUACCAAUUUGGGAAAAGAGGUAGUUAUGAAUUCUCUUGAAACUGAUCUUCAGCAUAUAAUGGACAAACUCAGCCAAAAAAAAUACUCAUCCAGUCUGAAAUUAAAAACAAGUGAAGACUAUUCUGGUUCUUAUUUAACUCUCUCCCAGCCUCUGGCACCUAAACUGAGUCCUGCAUCCAGUGUUAAAAGUAUGCCAUCUGUUUCCAAAAUUCAGGGAAUCAAACCUUUGGCUUGUGAGAACUCUUAUCUUUCGGACAAAAAUGCUUCUCAAAAGCAUAUGGGCCCCAUUUCAGGCACAUUCUCAUCGUUAAGUGGGUGCAGCCUUGGAAAGAAAGACUUUGAUAUUUAUGCUACCAGGGAAAAUGAAAAACAGUUUGGACCUCUGAGUAGAUUUCCCUAUUCAAAGUUCAGUCAGAAGAAUAAAUCUCAUGAUAGUGUCUAUUUCCCAGGAGCACCGGAUGGGUGGAAAAACUCUGGAUCUCUUCUUACAAUGUGGAAUGGGAAUUCAGGAAAUGAUAUCGUUAUUUCACCAUUCGGCAGCUCUGGAGCUGCCAGUAUGCCCUCUAGUCCAAAACAAAGCAGGAAAAUGAAUAUACAUGACAUUAUGUCCGUUCAGGCUAGGUCAGCUAAACAAAAGGAUUCAGCAAUGGAAGCUCUGGGGCCCAAAACCAGAAAACAUCCGGGUGGUUCAUUGAGCCACAUGGGAGUUUAUAGUCGGUCAUUGCCCAGGCUUCAUAAAUCAGCAGAAAGCCAACUCACACCACUGAGUUUACCACCGAGAAACUCUUUUGGGAAUUCCAAAAGAAAGAAGACUAUUGAAAAAGACUUUCUACCUCAGAAUAUACUGGAUCCUGACAAUUACCUUCAUUUUUCUUCUUGCACUUCAGGAAUAUUGCCAUACUCAAAUUUUGCACCUGAAGUGAAUUCCUAUGUAAAUUCAACUCUCAGUGUUCCUGCAAGCCCCCGGGUAGCUAGGAAAAUGCUUCUGGCAUCCACUUCCUCAUGUGCAUCUGAUGACUUCGAUAAAGUUGGAUUGUCAGGAACAAGCCCUAGUAAUUCAUUUAUUCCCUUUGAUGCUGAGAGAGGGUUUCCUGCAAGAAGGAGGAUUUCCAAUGGCUCCAUGGAGUUUGAUGAAACAGAUUUGGAAAGCCAUAGGCAGACUCCUUCCAUUCGAGAGAGAAAGAGCAGCAUUAGUUCUGUUUCUGGAAGAGAAGACCUAAUGGACUACCAUAGGAGGCAAAGAGAAGAAAGGCUGAAAGAACAGGAAAUGGAGAGACUGGAGCGUCAGAGGCUAGAGACCAUUCUUAAUCUGUGUGCAGAAUAUUCCAAGCCUGACAAUGAACCUGCCACAAUCACUACUGUAGCUGAUGUUCAGAAAAUUAAUAAAGAACUUGAAAAACUCCAGUUGUCUGAUGAAGAUUCUGUCUUUGAAGAUUCUCAGAUAAUAGCAGACUCAAGAUUCAGAGAUCAUUUGCAGCUUCCAGCUGAAGAUUCUGAUUUCUCUGAAUUCAGUGAUCUUGGACAAAAUUCUAUGGGUUUCUUUUCCUCAAGAGGAAUCAGAACGAAUAAGCAUUUAAAUGGCAACAGGACGAGUUCACCUUUAUCUUCUGCUUUCCUGAAGGAUGUCACGGAAUCUCCCUAUCUAAGCAUUAUGUCAAAGUCACCAGAAUGCAUAAGCCAUGAACAAGUAACAUCAGAACUUAAUCAAAUGGAAGAACAGCGCAUUAUAAUACUAAAUAACCUGGAAGAACUUGAACAAAAGAUCAAAGACUUAAAUGAUCAGAUGGAUGAAUCCUCCAGAGAGACGGAUAUGGAAUGUGCCCUGUUGGAAGCAGAGCAGAAAUCUGAAACAGCUGAACUGCUCAAGGAGAAGGAAAUAGUAGAUCAUUUGAACAGGAAGAUAGCAGAGUUGGAGAGAAAUGUCAUUGGUGAAAAGGCCAAGGAAAAAAUAAAGCUUGAUGCUGAGAGGGAAAAACUAGAAAAGCUUCAGGAGCUUUACUCCGAGCAGAAGACUCAGCUUGAUAAUUGCCCCGAGUCCAUGAGGGAACAAUUACAGCAGCAGCUUAACAGGGAUGCAGACUUGUUGGAGGUAGAAAGCAAACAUUUUGAAGAUUUGGAAUUUCAGCAGCUUGAAAAUGAAAGCAGAUUAGAUGAAGAAAAGGAGAAUUUAACCCAACAGCUUCUGCGUGACGUUGCUGAAUAUCAACGUAACAUUGUCAGUAGAAAGGAAAAGGUUUCUGCUCUCAAAAAACAAGCAAAUCACAUUGUACAACAAGCACAAAGAGAACAAGAUCAUUUUGUGAAAGAAAAAAACAAUUUACUAAUGAUGUUGCAGAGGGAGAAAGAAAAUCUUUGCAAUCUAGAAAAGAAGUAUUCCUCACUAUCGGGAGGUAAAGGAUUUCCUCUGAGUCCCAGCAGUCUAAAAGAGGAUUUUGUGAAUGUAAAUGACAUUAGUGACCCGCAUGGCAAUUCCACGAAUAUCUCCCCUUCCACUCAGCCCCCCUCUGCUGCUGCUGCUGCUCCUCCCAUUGAACUUUCCACAGCUGGCCUGAUAAGCCAGUCACAAAAUAAAGAGCUAAGAUCACCUUUCUGUUAUGGAUCUGUGAUUCCUCACUCUCUCUCUCCUCGCCCUCUUGCACAACUCUCACCAGCCGACUGGCCUGAGGUCAGGGCUGCCAAUGUAGAGUCUUUUCCUUUACCUGAUACACCACCACCUCUACCAGCUAAGAAACACCGAAGGGAACCCCAGCAUUUCCGAAAUUUGGAAGAGAGAAAGAAGCAGCACAAAGAAGGCCUGUACAUGAGUGAUACUUUGCCCCGCAAGAAAACAGCUCCUCCCAUAUCACCUCAUUUCAGUAGUUCUACUCUUGGACGAAGUGUUAAGGGUCACCCGCCACUUGGACAAAGCAGUAGCUGUGGCAACAUAAUUCCUCAUUGUUCAGGAUCUAUGACCAAGGAUUUGGAGUCAAGGAGAACACGUAAAGGUUAUAACCAUCAGCAUCUCCGUGAAGAUCAAAGCCAGAAGUCUCCUGAAUUCUACAGCAGAACUGCCUCAGAAUCAAAUGUGUAUCUGAAUACCUUUCAUUAUCCUAAUUCUAACCUGAAAGACCACACCUUUGACACCCUUAGUUUAGAUAGCUCGGACAGCAUGGAGACAAGUAUAUCUGCCUGUUCCCCAGAUAAUAUUUCCAGUGCCAGCACUGCAAAUGUGGCAAGAAUAGAAGAGAUGGAAAGACUUUUAAAACAAGCUCAUGCUGAGAAGACACGAUUGCUUGAAUCCAGGGAACGAGAAAUGGAAGCCAAAAAAAAGGCACUAGAAGAAGAAAAGCAUCGCAGAGAACAGUUAGAAAAAAGGUUACAAGAAGAAACUAGUCAGCGACAAAAACUAAUUGAAAAAGAAGUUAAGAUACGUGAAAAACAGAGAAGCCAGUCUCGUCCCCUGACCCGUUAUUUGCCAGUCAGAAAGGAAGAUUUUGAUCUGCGUGGCCACAUAGAGACAGCUGGCCACAAUGUAGAGACUUGUUACCAUGUCUCACUCACUGAGAAGACUUGCCGAGGCUUUCUUGUUAAGAUGGGAGGGAAGAUUAAAACAUGGAAAAAACGAUGGUUUGUGUUUGAUAGAAACAAGAGAACAUUUUCUUAUUAUGCAGACAAACAUGAAACUAAAUUAAAAGGAGUAAUUUAUUUCCAAGCCAUUGAAGAAGUAUAUUACGAUCAUUUAAAGAAUGCUUGCAAGAGUCCUAAUCCAUUGCUUACCUUCAGCGUUAAAACUCAUGACAGAAUAUAUUACAUGGUGGCCCCAUCACCAGAAGCUAUGCGAAUAUGGAUGGAUGUAAUAGUUACAGGAGCAGAAGGUUACACACACUUCAUGUUGUAGUUAAAUGUAGUGCAAAGUUUCAACAAUAGGGCAUAAUGCAAUAAUAGCUGUGUUUGUGAGGGUGCAAAGCCAUAUAUGGUCAUAUUUGACAAGUCACAUGUAUAAAAUUCUAUCAGUAGACCUAAUCUUAUAUUUCAAAAGGAAAUACAUCAUAUGUAAGGGAGAAUGAAAUUCUGGUGGACUGACUUUAUUUUUUAGAUUCAUUUGUUUUUGAUAUAAUAGACAAAAAAAACCCUCUACUUAAAAGAUAAAUAACCCUCCAAAAAUGAAUAACUGGAUAGCCAUAAGCCAAUUUCUGUGGCAUUUUCUUACAAAUUCUACCAUGCAGAACUUUCCUUAUGGAAUAAAUGUCAUUAGGUUAACAGUGUUGCUAUAGUAUUUUGUAUUAAGAAGUGAAAGCAAAAGAUAUGAUGCUUCUAUAUUUAAUGUACAGGGUAUAUGAACAAUUUUAUGUUCUUUUCCUUACAAGUAUUUUAUAGCAAAUUUAAACUACUGUUUGCAGUGUUUUUAUCUUAAAACACAACCAAAGAUUUAUACAGUGUGUUGAGAUUUAAUUUUAUGUAAUAGAACAGUUUUAAAAUUCUUUUUUAUAUGCUAGUGUUUUAAAAUCUUUCUAUCUGUAUCUUCGAAAUGCUCGUUGUUAGCUUGAAUGUUAACAAAAAUGAUAUCUUUAGAUAUUUUAGCUUUCUUUUUAGAAGAUAGAAUCAGAUAAAAAACUAUAGUGAGCAAUCAUGUCUGCGUUUCUACUGAGGCUGUUGGCUUAUUUUCUUAGCAAAUUACAACCUCUUCACAAGAGUUCACCAGUUACAGCUUAGUAGAAUUAAGAACCAUAAUUAAAAAAAUCAUAACCUUGUAAGGACUUCCCCAAAUAACAUGAUUUUUGUGCAUAAAAUUACAAGUCUUUGGAAAUUAUAUUCACAACUUUUCCAUAUAAAAUAAAUAUUUUAAUGUAGUUGAAUAUUUUCUCAGUCUAAGUUGGCUUAUAAAUUAUAAUGUGAAGAAUUUCUUAGGAUAUAGUGUACUUAAGAUCAGUCAUGAAGAAAAGUCUUCAAUUUUUUUCUGAAUUAAAUUUCCAUUGAUGAUGAAGCAUUUCUUUUUGGCACAGAGUCAUAUUUUGCAGCUAGUUUGAUAGGUGUCUGAAUAGAAGCCAUGAAAACUUAUUUUACAUCAUAAACAAAAUAGCAACAAUUCCAUUACACAUUCAUUUUAAUGCUAUGCUUCAGAUUUCAUAUUCUAGAUCACUCUUUAUGGUGUUCACAUAGAAAAAUUGUUUCACAAACGUACUGAGGAAACUAUCACAGCAUUUCACUUACAGUGAAUCCUUCUUUCUGUUCCUUACGGGUCUGAAGAAAUGAUAUGGGGACCAUAAUUCAAUAACAGAGUAAAUGCAUUAUGCAGAUACUUCCAGGAUCAGGAUCAGGUACCUCUGAUCAAAAAAUUAUUUAGUACUGAUUAUAAGAAAGAUAAUCGAUAAGAUCUCUUUGAAAUCUUACCAAACUGCUGUCAGAGGGGAUAAUACUGGGCUAAAUCACUAAGACUUGUGAUUUCAGACUCAAUGGGUCAACUAAUUGAUGGUCUGGAGCAUAUAUCUACCAAGUUUAAAAACUUUUAUGCAUUCAAGGGAUCACCAUGUUAUGUUCUUAAGAUUAUAUAUUCCUUAAAGAUCAUUUUCAUUUAAAAUAAUUUUAUGUUCUUUAAAUACUGUAUUCAGAUGAAGUUUGGAUUUUGAAUCAUGUUUGUAUUUGAUGUUGCCUUUUAAUAUUUUGAUCGUAUACAUGCCAUAUUUUCAGUGCACUAAACUAAAAAUCUUAAACCUCCUUAAGGAAAUUAUAAAUAAGCCACUUUCAGAAAUAGUUAUUGAAAUAUACUGAAUUUAUUAUAGUGUGUGAUGCCAAGUAGCAUGAUUACAGUAGUUCAGAGAUGCCACAUUUUUUCAGAUGCAUUUACAUGAAAAAUCACAUAGAAAUGAGCAUUUAAAUUGUUGAAUCAGGGUUUAAUGUUGUUUUUCUUUUAAUUCAAUGCAAAUAAAUAAAGAAGUAUUAAACCUUAAUUGUAUAUACACUGUGUAAAAAUAUGUUAUUUAACUUACUGGUAUUUACUUGUGUUUUUGUUCUCCAGAGAAAAAGGCAUUAAGUUUAAUUCAAAUUUAGUUCUUAUUAAAGGAAGCCAAUUGAAAUCCAUCAAAAUUAAGUUUGUAUCAAUAGCAAGGUGAAUUGCUUCCAGAAUUUUAUUCUACUCACAAUUCAUCUAGAUCUAUUAAAAAAACCAAAAAGAAAAACAACUUAUUUUAUGUCUUCUGAAGGAAAAGGAGCUUGAAAAUUUUGUUUCACCAAUGUUAAAAGAUAAAUUCCAGAAAUUAAUGCCACUGUUUCUACUGAAUAUUUUAAUUUUACUUCUAUAUAAAUUUUACAGGUUUUCUAUUUUUUUUGUAUCUUGCAUGUUGUAAUGGCAACAUUUAAAUAAAUGUUAAAAACAUUUUCAUAUUCUGUGUCUGAUUUCUCAAAUUUUUCUGGAAACCUAAUUGGUAUAAAAUGCUAGAGCUCUGAGAUUUCACUGUAGCUGUUAAUGCAGUUACAUAAUGAGCAGCUCGGUC